Molecule: messenger RNA, 435 nt
Organism: Symbiodinium sp. CCMP2456
Lineage: Eukaryota; Dinophyceae; Suessiales; Symbiodiniaceae
Source: the annotation of a GenBank genome assembly
GUCGAAGGCGUGAUCCUGGCGCUCAAGCGGCGCUGGUCAGGUGUUGACUACGACCUUCUGGAACGGAAUUGUGGGCACUUCUGCAACGAGCUGUGCCAAGCGCUUGGUGUGGGACGCAUGCCGAACUGGGUCACCCGGGUGGCCGAGGCGAUGGCAUCAAUGCCCGGCUCCCACACGCUGAAGAACUCCAUCUCACGAGCCAUCAUGGAAGAUGGUACGCCACGCCGGAUGGAUGAGGACGAGGCCUACCUGGCCUGCACGCCGCCGGCCAGACCAGGCUUUGACAUGAUGCGAAGCCCUCCAGGCUCGGGAGCUACGCUGCCAUCGACUGGGAGCCCGGUUCACUGCCGCUACGGCAGCUUCGAGCCAGGCCCUGCCUACCCAGCACAAGCUCGCUGCGAGGCUUUCUGCAUGCAUGAUGGUCGUAGCCGCAAG